Trichoderma asperellum CBS 433.97 is the source of this 1825-nucleotide messenger RNA. RefSeq lists its product as uncharacterized. The record is from RefSeq and is a predicted model, not a curated record. Gene Ontology annotation, biological process: transmembrane transport. Gene Ontology annotation, cellular component: plasma membrane. Gene Ontology annotation, molecular function: transmembrane transporter activity. Lineage: Eukaryota; Fungi; Ascomycota; Sordariomycetes; Hypocreales; Hypocreaceae.
CUAGCUUUGAUUCUGUGCAUAGGCAGUCUUGACUGUCUCCUUCGAGCUGUCCAUCAUGAGCCAGAUAUUAGGAGACCGCUCUCUACAGGAUAUUGAGAAUGAGCUCGAUAUUACGAUCUAUCCCGGGACUGAGGUGAUGGCAGAUGUUGGAUCUCACCAUUUCAUUAAAUCCGGCGAUAGUAAAGAUGAGGGUCGCGUACUUGUUCCCCAGCCUUCCGAUGACCCUCUCGAUCCUCUGAACUGGACUGCGCUAUGGAAAAUCACGACUUUGCUUUGUGUUAGCUUUGUGUCUAUCAGUCAGAAUCUUGGUCCUCUUGCAAAUGCGCCUCUAUUCGGAUUAUAUAUGCAGGAGUGGAACAUUGAGCUGGCUGAUGCUGUUCAGACGACUGCUGUGACAAUCCUGAUACUUGGCUUCAGCAAUUUAGUAUGGAUUCCGAUAUCGACAUGCUUCGGCAGAAGGCCAGCUCUUAUUUUCAGCACUCUAGUAUGUACGGUCUCUUCAAUUUGGAGAGUGCGGGCUACUAGUUAUAAAUCAUUUCUUGGAGCAGCAGCCCUCAACGGUUUCGGCGCUGGCCCCUGCGAAAGUAUGAUGCCACAAAUAAUUUCUGACAUUAUUUUCCUUCACGAUCGGGGUAAAUACCAGACAUUAUACUUUACAAUUUACUUUGGAUCGCUUGCUAUUGGCCCUAUUAUAGCUGGCAGUAUGGCUGAACGUUUUGGGUGGAGGAGCUUCUGGUGGUUUAACACAGGCCUUCUCAUUUUCACUCUGGUUCUCAAUAUUGGGCUACUUCCAGAAACACGGUUUGCUCGAAAAACACAAACCAAAACGUUUUCGGAGCCGGCUGCGCCUAUUGAGUCACCAGAAUUAAAGAGCAGUUCUGUUAUAGAUCACUCGGAGAACGUUUCUAACCAGCAACCUCAGGAUCAUUGGCUAUCGCGAGGACGCCCAUCUCUCAAGCAAUUCAGUCCUUGGGGCUCAUAUCAUGGGAAUAUUUUGCAAGAAUUAUGGCUUCCGUGGUACCUUCUGGUCUUCCCUAUCGUCGAAUUUGCUGCUUUUGUUGUUUCUUUUUCCGCGUCUGGCUUUCUAUUGGCUAACCUAACCCAACAACAAUUUUUUGGAGCACCGCCUUAUAACUUCUCAACUGAACAGGUCGGAUUUACCAAUUUCGCUAUUUUUGUUGGCGAGAUGAUUGGAUUAUUGACGUCUGGUCCACUGUCAGACUGGGUUGCAGGUUACUUUACCAAGCGCAAUCGAGGCAUUAGGGAGCCCGAAAUGAGACUAAUCGCCAUGAUUCCAUACACCUUAAUCAUGAUGAUUGGCCUUAUUGUGGUUGGCGUGGGUUAUAGUCGCUUAUGGUCGUGGCAGGUCAUUGUCAUUGUCGGGUAUACUUUGCUCGGAAUGCAAGUAACAAGUUUGCCGAGCAUAGCGUCAACUUACGCCGUUGACAGCUAUAAACCAGCCACGGGUGCUAUUUUUGUUGCAAUUACUAUUAACAAGAACGUGUGGGGCUAUGGGUUUGGCAAAUUUAUCACGCCCUGGACAAUUGAUGCUGGUUAUCUCGCGCCUAUUAUGGCACUAAUGGCCUUAAUUACAUUGGUCUGCGGUUUUGGUUUCUUCUUUUGGGUUUUUGGAAAGUCUAUUCGAGGCAGAUCAAAGGACUCGUUUCUACACCAACUGGACAGCUAGAAUCUGAGCAUGCAACACAUUAAUUGGACGAAUUUGCAACCAGAGACAUAUAUUGCUACUUAUUGGUUGAGUUUUUGUGGGUAGCUAUAACGGCUGGUAAAUUGGACUUGAUUGCUUAUAAAACAACCUGUUCCGGCG